Mycena indigotica is the source of this 1206-nucleotide messenger RNA. RefSeq lists its product as uncharacterized. The coding region runs from base 1 to 1206 and encodes 401 amino acids. The record is from RefSeq and is a predicted model, not a curated record. NCBI's taxonomy places the organism in Eukaryota, Fungi, Basidiomycota, Agaricomycetes, Agaricales, Mycenaceae. The transcript has 7 exons.
AUGACGGUCGACGACCAUCCUGAACUUCCUCAGCAUAUUCAAAAGUGCAUCGAUGAGAAUGUCAAACAGGCCGACAUCCCAGCAGAGCUGCUCCGGGAGCAUAACAUCAAGAUUGGACUGCGCAGUGUCGAACGUAUUAUUGACCGUUUCCAACUCAAAACCACACGCCAUUCUGGUCUUUCGGAGCUCCAGAAGACCACAGCAGUACUGACGGUGACAGAAGAAGAUCCGCUCGGUCGAUGGGGAGCCCGAAAGGUGAAGGAAAAACUUGCAAUGCAGGGUAUUCAUAUGUCGCGGCCUGCUAUUACCACUGUUCGAAAAGCAGCGGACCCUGAUGCCAACGAUAAGCGACGACCAGAUGCUCGCACCGUUCAUAAAAGUGGUAUCUUUUGUAGCGGCCCGAAUGAAGAAUGGUGCAUGGACGGGCAUGAGAAGAUUCUUGAUUGCAUGGGUAUUGGAAUCUAUGGGACAAUUGACAAGUAUGGACGAUACGAGCUUCAGCUCAAUGCGAUGCGAUCUGUGCGUCGUGCUGAUAUUCCUCCGGCACUAUACCUCAGACUUGUCAAGGAGAAGGGAGGAAUUCCUAUCCAGACGACGACAGAUAUGGGCAGCGAGACUGGUAUUCUCGCAGCGCUGCAAACAACACUUCGUCAGGCUGCAUUUGAAGCCCUUCCACUUGACCAACUCCCCGCUCAUCGUUCUGUCAAGAGCGUUUAUAACAUCACGCGUGAACGGAACUGGAGACCUCUGUGGGAGAAGGACCUUGCCAACAUCAAAUUUCAAUAUGAGAGCGGCAAGAUUGGCGCAGGCUAUCAUCCACAAGAUCCCGUCCACCAGGAGAUCGCAGUGUUUGUAUGGGGUAUGGCGGUACAACGUCGACUUGACGAAUACAAGCGGGAAAAUGCGCUGCAUCGUGUUCGAAAGCAGAAGAAUGUCCUUCUUCCAACUGGCGGCCGACAUAAGGACUUUUAUGAGCACCCGGAGCGCUGGGGCGGAAAGGACCAACUCAUUCCUGUCGACAUGGCUAUUGUUAACAAGCUAAUUGAAGAGCACACUCCACCAGACCUUUACCAGUUCACCAGCAACGCUGCCAUGGAGGCCCUCUGCCAAGCCCUUUAUUCAGCGGUCCAACAACCGGAGGUCAGCUCUCGAAAUGCGUGGGCGGUGUUUACAGCAAUGGUGAAUGCGCUUCCCCAAGUUGUAUAA